Molecule: messenger RNA, 4323 nt
Organism: Petromyzon marinus (sea lamprey)
Lineage: Eukaryota; Metazoa; Chordata; Hyperoartia; Petromyzontiformes; Petromyzontidae
Biological process (GO): positive regulation of cell differentiation; signal transduction; cell adhesion
Cellular component (GO): extracellular matrix; extracellular region
Molecular function (GO): heparin binding; integrin binding
Source: RefSeq, a predicted model, not a curated record
ACAAGCUUGGCAGCGGUUAACUUUAGACUUCUAUAUAUAUACACACGCGCGCAUGGGCAGUGUGCGAGCAAGUUGCGAUCACCGCCCGUGAGUGAUGUGACUGCAGUUUGCGUGGCUCAGAAAACAGACGUACUGUGGAGAGGUGAACCAGCCUCCCCGUCAGUGUCAGAGCAGCGGCACCGGUAAUAGAGAGCAGCAGUGGUAAGCGCAGCAGCAGCAUCAUCAGCAGCAUCAGCAGCAGCCGCUUCACAGCGAUCGAUGGCGUCAAUUCAUCUGGUUACUGUGCUGGCAACAGCUUUCUUCGCUCUGCAUGGUCCGCUGCAGCCGCAGCUUCUGGAGGCGGAGGCGAGGCAGGCGCGGCAGGCGGACUGCCCUUCCCCGUGCCGGUGCCCCGCGGGCGUCGCCCCCUCGCGGUGCCCCGGGGGCGCGGCUCCCGUGCGCGACGCGUGCGGCUGCUGCGAGGUGUGCCCGAGGCUGCGCGGGCAACCGUGCGGCGAGGGCGCCGUGUGCGACCAGCGAGCCGGCCUCGUUUGUCGCUACCGCCAGCAGCACCACCACCAGCAGCAGCAGCGUCGGCACGAGUCCGGUAGAAGGGGUGGCACGGGCGUGUGCGUAGGUCGCCGUGAUUCUGGCACUGCCGUGGUGGCACCGCCGCUGUCACAGCCACCACCUCCCGCACGGUCGUGCGAAUUCGGUGGGGUGCUGUAUCGCGACGGCGAGAGGUUCCACAUGGGCUGCGAGCAGUACUGCUCGUGCCGUGCCGGCGGCCUGGCCUGCGUGCCCGCCUGCCCCCAGUCCGAGAUGCUGCCCUCGCCCAGCUGCCCCGAGCCGCGGCGCGUGCCGCCCACGCCGGGGAAGUGCUGCCACGAGUGGGUGUGUGGCCAGCCAGAGGCGGCGGGCGCCGGCAAGCGGACCAGGGAGGUGCUCGGAGGGCACGACGCGAUGGCCGGUCGCCGUGACUCAGGCACUGCCGUGGUGGUGGCGGCGCCGCAGCCGCCGCCGCGGCCACAGCCACCGUCACCACCUCCGGCGCGGUCGUGCGAAUUCGGCGGGGUGCUGUACCGCGACGGCGAGAAAUUUCGCGUGAGCUGCGUGCUGCACUGCUCGUGCCGCGCCGGCACCCUGGCCUGCGUGCCCGCCUGCCCCCAGUCCGUGCUGCUGCCGUCGCCCAGCUGCCCCGAGCCGCGGCGCGUGCCGCCCCCGCCUGGGGAGUGCUGCGAGAAGUGGGUGUGUGGGCAGCCAGAGGAGGCGGGCGCCAGCAUUCGGGCCAGGGAGGCGCUCGGAGGGCACGACGCGAUGGCCGGUCGCCGUGUCUCUGGCACUGCCAUGGUGGCGCCGCGGCCACCACAACCACCGCCACCACCUCCCGCGCGGUCGUGCGAAUUCGGUGGGGUGCUGUACCGGGACGGCGAGAGGUUCCACAUGGGCUGCGAGCAGUACUGCUCGUGCCGUGCCGGCGGCCUGGCCUGCGUGCCCGCCUGCCCCCAGUCCGAGAUGCUGCCCUCGCCCAGCUGCCCCGAGCCGCGGCGCGUGCCGCCCACGCCGGGGAAGUGCUGCCACGAGUGGGUGUGUGGCCAGCCAGAGGCGGCGGGCACCGGCAAACGGACCAGGGAGGUGCUCGGAGGGCACGACGCGAUGGCCGCGUUUCGCCAGGAGGACACAAUGAUGGUAGUGGUGGUGCCACCGGGGGGGUCAUCAUCAUCCGGCUCCGAGGCUGCUGCUGCUGGGGAACCAGCUGGGGGAGCGGCGGCGGCCGGGCCCCCCUUCACGUGCAAGAUGGGCGACUCGAGCGAGUGGAGUGCCUGCUCGCGGAGCUGCGGGGCGGGCAUCUCCACGCGCGUCUCCACCGAGAAUCCGCGCUGCCGCAUGGAGCGGCAGUCGCGCGCUUGCGUCGUGCGGCCCUGUGACCUGCCCGUCCCUCCGCCGAGAAAGCCGGGCAAGCGCUGCACUCGCACUUUCCGCGCACCGUCGCCCGUGCGUCUGCGGGACCCGGCGGGGCCCGGCGGGGCCGCAUGCACCUCGCUGCGCCGCUACCGCCCGCGCUACUGCGGCGGCUGCUCGGACGGCCGCUGCUGCACCCCGCACCGCACGCUGACACGGGCCGUGCGCAUGCGGUGCGCGGGCGACCGCGUGACCCUCAGGGACGUCAUGGUGGUGCGCACGUGCGCCUGCCACCGACACUGCCCCGACGACGACGGUGACGACGACGCGGGCAACAAUGGUAACGAGGUGUGAUGGUCAUCACGGUGGUGGUGGGGGUGCUGGUGGUGGUCAUCGUAAUUGUGGUGGUGAGUGAUGAUGAUGACACCAUUGUGAUUGACAAAGGUGAUAGUGAUGAAGACACAAUUAAGCCAGUGAUGAUCACACGAUUAUCAUGGUGACAUUGAUAAAGAUGCAGAUGACAAAUGGGACCAUGAUGAUAACACAGGUAUUUAAUCAUGAUGGUGAUGAUAAAAUCAUGACACCUGACAGUGGCACUAUGAUAAUGACCACCACCACGCCAAUGUAUUGAAACACACCACUACAUCGUGAUAAUCGAAGAAAAAUAACAGUCAUGAUAACGAUAAUACAAUGAUGAUGAAUAUAACAUGGCAAUGACAUGAUGAUAAAAAUGACUAUGGUGAUGAUACCACGAUGUUGAUAAUGACGAUGAUCAUAAUGAUGGGAGUGAAGAUCACACGUUACAGACAAUAUUUACUCCACAAUAAAAACUCGCAGACACCACUUGCAUCACGUUAACACCAUAGUGGCAUUAAGACCAUGAUUACAGCACCACCUCAACCGCCUCACCCACCACUGUCACCAUGACACCACACCUACACAACCAGCAGUACAUCUACACAACCACCACCACACCUACACGACCACACCGACACAACCACGACCACACCUACACAACCACCACCAGAGUAACGCCACACCUACCCCACCUCACUACCACCAGUGACACCACCACUACAUCUACACAACCACCACAGUGACACCACGACUACUGCAUCAAUGUCGCAACGUCAUCGAUGACAUUUUCGACCUUUUUUAACGAAACGUUCUAUAGGCUUUGUAUCAAUAAUUAUGUGACUGAUCCAACUCAAUGUAACCAUACACGGUAGUUGGUAUGUACUUAGACCUAACGAUAGAGCUCUCCGUAGCCGCAUUCCACUAUACACGGCUGAGAUUUAAUGUUUGCACUUAACUAGAGAAGAAGUCUGACAUCUCCGAUGAUUUAUCAUCUGAGUUCCUCUCUCUCUGCAACUUUCCCUUCUCCCGCAAUAGUAACUGCUACCCCAGUGUAAAUACACAUUUUGUAUAUAAAGACCUGAUACUAAUUUAUGUAACUGCUCCAUUUCUAUCCCUGUGUAUAGAUUGUGUGAAGUAUUUUUUUUAUUUUUACAUUUAAACGCCUUGCAGUUACAUGGUGCAUCUUUGUCUCUGGCAGUUAUAUUUUCAUUCAUAGGUCACCUCGUCCCUUGAGAUGGAAUAUCUCGUUUGCAAGGGUGUCAAGGCAUUUAGCAAACACGUAUUUAACAUUAGAACCUACAUAAACAUGAGCAGUCUUUAUUUGUUGGGGCAUUUUUUGAAUAAUUAUAGAAGGAUUAAGGUAGGCCCCAGGGGAUUCCACUCUGCCCUCUUGCCUAGAUGCCCCCCUCUAAAAGCCGACGGAAUGUAGGCAAGGAAGUGUGGCCAGCUCGGGCUUUUGAAUCGAAAACAACUGAGGAGUUGCGAAACAAGAGCACUGUAAUGUAACAUUAAAAAAAACAAAUAAACAUUCACAAAAUAAACAAUGCCGUGCAUGUGUGCGUACAGCAACUACAUUCCAACUAACGUGCAGCCCUUCCUCAAUCCACGAGUGGAUGAAGGCCUCCCCUAUGCCAUAUCAGUUGUGGGAAGAUUUGGUCACUGGUUCAGAUAGCAAACGCUUCACUGAUGUCAGCCCGUGACUACGAAUCUAAAGUCGAUCCCUCUAUAAAAUUACAUUUUGUACAAAAAAAUCUCCGCAGGCAUUUGCUUUAUGCGUGUUUUUUAGGGCUGCAAGUAAUUUUUGCCUCCAAAAGGUAUCUUUGACGAUGAUGUUAGAUCCCAUCGUGACAUUGCUCUAGCCGGGCGCAGGCAGAGAGCAGCUGUUUGCGAACGCCUGCUUUCCCGUCUGCAGGCAUAUCACAAACUGGGUGCACUCGUUAGUACUUCACACGCACACGGCAACCCUGCACCAUUCACGCACAUUCCUCUCUUAACUUCAUCUUAAAGACGUGUUCUUUUGUUCGUUUUGUUGUUGUUGUUUCGUAAACAAACAUUACAAAAAUAAAACCCAAGAUAUUUUACAAA